CUUCGUUAUCCGCCAUCGUGGCGGCAAUGUGAGGCUGUCUAUGAUUUUGCUCUCUAGCUAUCGAUCUCCUUCACUCUGGAUUACGCUUACCACAUUUCAGAGAAACAAUGGCGAACUCCCAAUGCCACAUCGCCCAUUUCCUAACCCGCUUGGUCCAACUCAAGCAAGGCUGUCCGGCCAUCAUCUCAGGCAACCGCCGCCGCACCGGCGGCGAGUUCGUGGACGGAGUUCUCGGCCUCGCUCGCGGACUAUUGGAGUUAGGUCUUCUCUUUCGAGGGGAGGUGGUAGUCAUCGCUGCGCUCAACAGCGAUUGGUACUUGGAGUGGAUACUGGCUGUCACAUAUGUUGGAGGCAUUAUUGCUCCGUUGAACUAUCGCUGGAGCAUCGAGGAGGCAAGAUCAGCCCUGGAGGUUUUGAAACCUGUGAUUUUGGUGGUUGAUGAGUUCUGCAGUUCAUGGGUUGUACAACUUACCAACAGUAGCAGCAUCAAGUCUCUUAGGCUGCAUGCUCUUAUUGGAUGCAACACACUUUCCAACGUGUCCAAGAAUGCAAAUUCUCUAAGUAUGGAUUCCAUUAGAAAGCCUUCACAGGGUACCCAAUUCAUUGAUCCUAUUUAUGCGAUCAAUGGCAUUGCUUUAAUCUGCUUCACAUCAGGAACUACAGGACAGCCCAGGGGAGUUGCUAUUAGCCAUAAAGCAUUAGUAAUCCAGUCCCUGGCAAAAAUUACAAUUGUUGGUUAUGCUGAAGAUGACGUAUAUCUUCAUACAGCCCCUUUGUGCCAUAUUGGUGGGAUAUCUUCUUGUAUAGCCAUGAUAAUGGCUGGCGGUUGUCAUGUUUUCAUUCCCAAGUUUGGUGCAAAAUUAGCUUCUGCUGCUUUUGAACAGAAUCAUGUAACUUCCCUAAUCACUGUUCCAGCAAUGUUGGCAGACCUAAUUUCCUUUGCCAGAAAAUCAAAUAGAUGGAAUGGAGAAACGGUAAACAAGAUUCUUAAUGGAGGAGGUAGCCUCUCAACCGAACUUGUCAAAGGCGCCAUUGAUUUGUUCCCUAAUGCCAAGAUUAUCUCAGCUUAUGGUAUGACAGAAGCAUGCUCCUCUCUCACUUUCAUGCUGAUAUUUGAUCCGUCAUCUCAAAAGCUGAGGAAAAGCCCUUCAUGUUCUGAAAUAUUAGAAUCCAACUCCCUCCAGCUAUAUGUUGGAGUUUGUGUUGGUAAACCACCUCCUCACAUUGAAUUGAAGAUCUGCUGUGAUCCUACUAUUUCUAGUUCACCUAUGGUGGGGAGCAUAUUAACUAGAGGCUUGCAUGUGAUGAUUGGUUACUGGGAUCAAUUAACAAAAACUUCCAAUUGUGAUAAGAGUUGUUGGCUAAAUACUGGAGAUAUAGGGUGGCUUGAUAGUCAUGGCAAUUUAUGGCUAGUUGGGCGCACAAAAGAUCGAAUUAAAAGUGGAGGAGAAAAUAUAUAUCCUGAGGAGGUGGAAGCUGUACUUUGUCAACACAUAGGUGUGGCUGGUGCUGUUGUUGUUGGCAUUCCAGAUACCCGUCUCACAGAAAAGAUUGUUGCUUGUGUUUCAAUUGAAGAGGAUUGGAUAUGGGUUAAUGAAAGUGCCAGGAACUCUUUGGAGGCAAAUCUGCUAUCUAGUGAGAUAAUGCAGAAUUUUUGUAGGCAUAGAAAACUAACUGGUUUCAAGAUACCCAAGGUCUAUAUGCCAUGGAGGAAGCCAUUUCCAUUAACUACCACUGGAAAGUUGAGAAGAGAGGAUGUUAAAAAGGAGGUGAUGUCCUACCUGCAACUUCUAAACAGUAGCUUAUGACAAUUAAAUUAGUUACCCUUUGUUUGUGCGAAUAUUCAUUUUUUAGAGAAAUUAGUGAAAAAAUUAAGUUAGGGAUACAAUCAUAUGAGCCUCUAAUCGGCCUAGAACCAAAUACAUGAAAUGCUCAUGUGGCAAUGCUGCAAAAUUGAGAAGAAAGUUAUUCAUGUGAAACAGCUGCAUCAAGUCUUAUGUUCACUAUGCAGUUUGUU
This is a messenger RNA of Phalaenopsis equestris, 2017 nucleotides long. RefSeq names its product 2-succinylbenzoate--CoA ligase, chloroplastic/peroxisomal. The coding region runs from base 108 to 1808 and encodes 566 amino acids. Gene Ontology annotation, molecular function: medium-chain fatty acid-CoA ligase activity. Gene Ontology annotation, biological process: fatty acid metabolic process. Lineage: Eukaryota; Viridiplantae; Streptophyta; Magnoliopsida; Asparagales; Orchidaceae. The record is from RefSeq and is a predicted model, not a curated record. The transcript has 10 exons.